This is a messenger RNA of Drosophila eugracilis, 3267 nucleotides long. RefSeq names its product protein toll. Gene Ontology annotation, molecular function: protein binding; transmembrane signaling receptor activity. Lineage: Eukaryota; Metazoa; Arthropoda; Insecta; Diptera; Drosophilidae. The record is from RefSeq and is a predicted model, not a curated record. Gene Ontology annotation, cellular component: membrane. Gene Ontology annotation, biological process: innate immune response; toll-like receptor signaling pathway.
UUCACAUAUCCGCGCCGCAAUUUUUGUUCUUUGCAGAAGCCAAGCCAAAAUAAUCUUAAAUAAUAAAUGCCAUAAAACGGGCCAAGUGAAGUGUCCGCGACAUGUUGAGCUAUUUGCUGGUAGUGUGGCUUUUUUUUGCCCUAUCACAGCACCUCGGUGCCCUGGGCCAGAUCAUACCACUGCCCACUUUUUGUGUUGACCAUAGUCCGCAGUGCAAUUGUGCCGCCGAGGCGAAUGUGGUUCGGUUCCACUGUCCGGAUGAGUAUGCCAUGCUUUUGGAGGUCUCCGAACCGGGAGCAUCGCUGUACAUGAGCUACUACGCAUCAGCUAAGUUAACCUGGCUGCCGCGAUUCAAUAUCAGUUAUUUGGUGAAGAUCGAGUUCGACGCCUAUUGCUUCUGGCCGGAAACAUUUCUCGGUGAUUUACUAGAGACCAUUGGUGUUCAAAAUGUUUCGAAAAUCAUAUUCCGGGAUCGCACCGCGGAGACGGUAGCCACAAGGGAUGUACUCAACACCUCCGAUGGAUAUAUGGAAUCAUCUGUUCCCGGAAACAUUACAUCUUGGCACUUUGGUGCUGUGCCUGGACUGCAGAAGUUCAAGUUUUAUAGCAAUGUGGCGGAGUUGCAAGAAUCGAUAUUCUAUGGAUUCGACAGUCUUAACGAUCUUUUGCUCAAUGUGAAUGUGACGACUCUGCCAGGCAAUAUGCUUUCCACGGUCAAUGGAACCCUAAAAACGCUGACCAUCGAAAGUCCGGGUAUAGUGUCUUUCGGAAACUCCUUGCUUAGUGAACUGCAGCAACUGCGGAACUUGAGCCUUGUCCUAACGGAUCCAUUUCGCGUUCGCGAUAAGCAGCUGCAGCCGCACUUUUUUGGAGCCAUGAAUAACCUGAUCGAGGUGCGGUUGGCAUCCGCCACGAGUAGUGUAAAUCGGGGAAUGUUCAAGGGCACUAACAAGUUACAGUUGAUCAAAAUGAAUGGAAACGAUGAUCUGACUGGGCUACCCGCGGAAAUAUUCUUGGAUCAGGGAAAUCUUAAGGUUCUAGAUCUGUCCUGCAACGCGAUCUCCACUCUGGAUAACAAUGUCUUCAAAGGCCUGGGAAAUCUAACACUUCUGGAUCUAUCCAAAAAUAGAUUGACUGAUUUAUCAAGCGCCAUUUUCGCCCCGCUGACCUCUCUGACGGUUCUACGAUUGAAUAAAAACUCCCUGACUGCGAUGUCGCCAGGGGUGUUCCAAAAUGUUAUCAGUCUGAACAACAUUGAGAUGGUGCACACCCAGUUUUAUGGGGCCACGCUCCUUAUGAAUUAUGAGGCGGUGGUGUGCACUAAUGACGAGACCUGUCAAUACAAGUCGGCAGAUUGGCAAUGCGAUCCUCGCUGCAUUUGCUGGGUGCAGAGAGGAAUUGACAGUCUCAUUGUGGAUUGCCGUGGAAGCCAACUAGAAGAGCUGCCUGACUUACCCCACACCACACUCGUGAAGACCAUUCUCAAGGUGGGAAACAAUAGCCUCACAGCACUUCCCAUGGUUAGCGAACACAGAGGCUAUGCCAAUGUUAGCGGGCUCCUUCUGUCUGAUAACAACCUAACCACUCUGGGAUCAGGUGACCAGCUGCCCGAGAAUCUGACCCAUCUGGAUGUGAGAAGCAAUCAGAUCACAUCGAUCAGCGAAGAGUUUGUUGAGUUCCUGCAGCAAGCGAAUAACACGAUGACUCUAUCACUCUCGGGAAAUCCGAUAUCCUGCGAUUGUGAUGCCCUAUCGCUCCUGUUCUUCGUACGCACCAAUCCUCAGCGAGUAGAAGAUAUCGGGGAUGUUAUUUGCACCAAGCAGAAAAAGUUCCUUCAGCAGAUGGAAGCCUUCGAGCUGUGUCCCUCGUAUGUCCUGCUCAUUAGUUGUGUGAUCGGUGGCCUGGUGAUAGUCAUAUGCCUGAUCACCGUAUUCUAUCUGAUGUUCCAGCAGGAGGUAAAGAUUUGGUUAUACAACAAUAACCUGUGCCUGUGGUGGGUUUCCGAAGAGGAGUUGGAUAAGGACAAGACGUACGAUGCCUUCAUUUCUUACUCGCACAAGGAUGAGGAGCUGAUCAGUAAGCUUUUGCCCAAACUAGAGGGCGGUCCGCAUCCAUUCCGGAUAUGUUUACAUGAUCGCGAUUGGUUGGUGGGUGACUGCAUUCCCGAGCAGAUCGUCCGUACUGUGGAUGACUCAAAAAGGGUGAUAAUAGUAUUGUCUCAGCAUUUCAUCGAUUCGGUUUGGGCCAGAAUGGAGUUCCGAAUAGCCUACCAGGCAACAUUGCAGGACAAGCGAAAGAGAAUCAUCAUUAUUCUCUACCGGGAACUGGAGCACAUGAACGGUAUCGACAGCGAAUUGCGGGCUUACCUCAAGCUGAACACCUACCUCAAGUGGGGUGAUCCGCUGUUCUGGAGCAAGUUGUGCUAUGCGAUGCCACACAAUCGGAGGGUUCUAAAAGGACAAAAGAAGCACGCAGGUCCUCUUAUCUGACAGUUGUUUAUUUCUAUAGGUAUUUGGUAAUAUACUCAGUCAAGUCACUUCUUCUCGUGGGGUUCCCCUGGAGUUCCAAUUAGAGAGCCCAAAAGGUCUUUAUCUAAAUGUAUCUUUGUUAUUUAAAAAAGUAUUUAUACAUUUAUAAGCAAUAUAAUAUAUUAUCUAUUUUAGCAUAGAAUAUAAGUAGGUUAAGAUCAUCAUUUUUACUGGUUAUAUUUACAAAUAUUCAAAUAUUCGUUAAAAGGCAACAAAUUUGUAAAUGAAAAAAGUAAGUUUUAUUUUCUGCCAAAAGUAUUCAAUCUAAUUAUCUAUCUAAUAAAUAGGUAGUUAAUGUCAACAAGUUGCAUAUCGUUUGUUUUGUUUUGCACAAAUUCGAUAUUCUAUUUGUCGAUAGCUCUUAACUUUAGUUUAUUGUAAAACACAGCCGGUAAUUAAUACAGCCAUUUGCAUUAAUAUUUGCAACAUUUCAUCGAAGAUAAAAGCGCGUUAUUGCCAUUAAUCAAUUACCUUAAUUAAAGUGUCGAUAACUGAUAAAAGUUGAUACGAAUGAUUUUAUGACAUCUAUUAUGGGGAACACAAAUUAAUUUCUGUUAUAUCAAUGACAAAAAAAUGAAAUAAAUAUACAUACUAAUUAAAUAAGGAAUUCCGAUGAAAAUUAAUUAAGUUUUAUAAAAGUGUCAGUAAUAAGAAAAUAUAACAACAAGCCUUAGAUAUUAUACAUGUUAAAAACAAUUUAUAAGACUACAGAAAAUGAGAGUAAAGAAUAUCAAAUUAA